AGAAUGGAUAUAUAUUUAUAGCAACAAAAUUUAUUUCAAUGGGAGGUAACAUUUGUACACCUCGCAAGAUUGUUUUCGUUGGUUAUGCUGUUUGUUUUAAGAAAAAUGUAAUGGGUUACUGUGAUUCAUCGAUGCGACAGAAUAUUUAUACGUGAUUUGUGGCGAAUUUUAUCUGUUGUUUCGUAAAUUGAAGCUUUGUUGUUCGUCAUAAUCGAGUGCGCCUACACUGGAUACAGCUUCGUGCACAUUGAUUGUAAAAUCGAGUCCGUCCACAUUGCAUUGUGACCUUGUUCCGCUUAUGUUGAGACAACUCUACAUGACCCUAUCCAUGCAGAAGAAAAAAAAAACCGUUUAUUUAUACAAGUCUUGGUGAAUGGUAUUAACGAGUUUCGAUGUAUACACAGGUAGUUUGGAUUAAUUAUUAAUGGCUUUCAAAUACCGGCCUUUACGAACUCUUGGUAAACACACACACACUCGAUCUCAUUCAUCGACAUAACUCGUAGCGCCGCUGAGCCAACAACACGGAAAAUAUAGGCAAAUAUAUUAUUGUAGGAAGGUGUCGGACAAUAAGUCAUGAUGCGGAUUAUAUACCUCCGACAUGUGAAAGCUCGCCUCUUCUGAUUUGUAGAUGUAGGUAAUGAACACGGACUGUGCAGUUCUUGACGAGCAACGAAAUAAAAAGAAAGAAAAGAAAAAAAAUGGAUCGCAGCGGGCACCUGCCAUAGAACACUCGAAAGGAAGUGUUUAUUGUACAUGUUCUUGGAAUUCUGGAUAAAAAAUGGCAAGUAACGGGAAUACAAAGGGAGGAGAUAAUCUCUACCUUACCACCAUGGACACAAUUGAUCCCAAAACUGUAUGUUUGGAUUUAGAAGGGGAAGAAAAUGACAUGAAUGGGUCCGACAAACAGACGUGGGUCAAGUGGCCUAUUCUGUUUGAGAGAGCUUCAGGUAGCUGGUGGAAUCCGAAAUUUGACUCGCAUAUUUUAGAACGAGAACAGUGGGAAAAGUCAUUCCCUCAGACUCGUCGGAGAUUUCGUGAUAUCCUGUUCAUCAUUCUAGUGUCUUGUCUAGCAUGGAGUGUUUUCUUUGGAAUAAGGCAGAAUGCACAUUGGUUAGAUUUUUUGAUAGGCAGUCUCAUUCUCCUGUUUUUAAUAGCAUUAAUUCUAGGCUUUACAUUUACCAAAUUCUAUAAGAGAUUUUAUCUACUGACCUCAAUAGUUCUGUCAGUGCUGUUAUGUGGGGGGAUCCUAGCCCAGUUUUUGUACAGUAACUCUUUAGUGUCCACUGUCGGGACUUUCACUGCCUCCAUUGAAGUCUUAUUUAUGAUGUAUACUGUGAUACCAAUGCCACUGUUUAUGUCCAUUGGACUUGGGGUCACACAUUCCAUAUUAUAUGAGGUACUAGUUGCAGUGAGAAAUGAGCACAUGCAGCAACCAAUAUUCAUAAUUGGGAAAGCUCUCUUGCACCUGUGUGUCCAUGUAAUGGGUAUCCAUAUCUUCUUGAUGUCUCAAGUGGGUCAGAGGAGUACGUUCUGGAAAAUUGGUCAAUCUGUGAUGGCUCAGAGAGAAUUGAAAAAUGAAAAGAGAAUUAAAGAGAAGAUGAUCCACUCCCUCAUGCCUCCCUCUGUUGCACAAGAAGUGAUGGCUUCACGACAGGAUAAAGAGCAAAAUCCCGAUGAGGACUCGAGAUCCAAAAAACGUAACUCGAGGUCCAAAAAUGUAAAAGGAGAAAUCAUAUUUCGUCCCUUCAACAUGAACACCAUGGACAAUGUUAGUAUAUUAUUUGCAGACAUAGUAGGCUUUACUAAAAUGAGCUCAAACAAAACUGCAGCUCAUUUAGUAGGUUUGUUGAAUGACUUGUUUGGAAGGUUCGAUUCUCUGUGCACAAAUUCAGGAUGCGAGAAGAUAAGUACCCUCGGGGACUGUUACUACUGUGUGUCUGGAUGUCCCCAGUCACGAGAGGACCAUGCAACAUGCUGUGUGGAGAUGGGGCUGGGUAUGAUCACCGCCAUUAAAGAGUUUGACAGAGACAACAAUGAGUCGGUGAACAUGAGGGUAGGUGUUCACACUGGUACUGUACUCUGUGGUAUUGUUGGCAGACAGAGGUUCAAGUUUGAUGUCUGGUCCAAUGAUGUCACACUAGCUAACACCAUGGAGUCUAGUGGCCUCCCGGGAAAAGUGCAUAUUUCGGAGGCCUCCCUCAGCUUCCUCAAUAGAGAGGAUUAUGACUUAGACGAGGGCCCAGAUGUUCAGGACAACAGGACCUAUAAAGUCCUGAUAGAGGAGUAUGAUACCAGUAAAUCUACCUAUGCAGUCAGACACACCGAGGAACAGAAAGUAAUCAAGACUUAUUUCAUCAAUGGAUACAAGAAUGAGACAACCAAAGAGGACGAUGAAGGAGUGGAUCCAACUUCUAGUAAUCAGCCGGGAGCAGACAGUGGUACAGGGCAUGCAGAGGGAAAUCCAGACGACUUGGAUGAGACAUCAGAAAAGCACAGACUUUCCAACCACUUUGAAUCCAAGUCUUCUGAUGUGAACGGUAUAACCCGUAACCUGCUGGGAAGAAGAAGUGUCAGCGAUAUUUCUCUGGAGCAGGAUAAUGGAAAAAUCGAAAGUUUAGUGAUCGUUGAUCCCAGUUUGCAUAUCAAAAAUGGCUCUGCAGUUAGAACUGGAGAUACAAAACUGACCAAUGAAACGAAAGAAAGCAGCACCAUUAAGUACAAAAAAGAAGAGGAGACCAGAGACAGUGAACAUGGAAAAUAUAUGAAUGACAAACAGAUCAUUAAGCUGAUUAAUGAGGACAGCACCAACCAGGAGUUUUUCUACAAGCCUCCCAUCAAUGUCCUCACUCUGGCCUUCAGCAUCCCUGGGAUGGAGACAGAUUACCGUGACCACUACCUUGAGGACACCCAGAACCAGCACACAGUGUCCUCCCCCCGAUACCAGGCUCUGCUGGAGAUCAUCGUCUCCUUCAUCGUCUUUUUCAUCACCUCGUUAUGCUGCUUUCUGAUCUUCGAGAGACAGAUCCCCUGGAUUCUAGUCUUCUUGAUUUCCUUUAUAUUGGAGGUGCUGUGUUUGGUCCAAGCAUUCACUGAUGUCAAAUACCAGGAGAAAAAGGGAGAUGUCUGUCACAGCUGUACACAUCUGAUGUCGGGAUGGUUCUUCAGGAACCUGACCGGAGCAGUGGUCACCAGUAUCCCAGUGGUGGCUAUCUAUUCAAACCUGUCCUGUGAGAUUGCAGUCAACAGAUUUUCACAAGAUCAUUUCUUCUGCUACUGCAUAGUAAUGGCUAUUCUGCACUAUUGUAACUUUACUAUGAUUAGUUCUUGGGUCAAGUCCAUUGUGGCUUCACUUGCAGGGAUUGUUAUACUCGUCUUGUUGUACGUUCAGCUCUGCAUUUUCGAAAGCACACCAGAAAUGAAUCCAAUAAUUAAUGGUAGUUUUGGUUACUCCAACACAACAGAUAUUAGUAUCACCACUAUGGUUACCACCUUGGCUGCAGGUGCCACGCAGGUGCCCCCACUGUUUUCUGGAAGCCAUCCUCUACAGUUUGAGAUCAUUUUAGACAUCAUUAUUUUGCUGAUUCUGGUUUUCUUUCUGAACAGAGAAUUUGAAAUCAGCUACAGGUUGUCUUACCAUGGAGACACACAGGCUUCAGCCAAUAAACAGCAAAUGCAACUGAACAAAGAGCAAGCUGAUUGGCUCUUACACAACAUCAUCCCAAAGCAUGUCUCUGAACAGCUAAAAGGAGAGAACUGUCAGUACUCCAAGAACCACAAAGACGUUGGCGUAAUUUUUGCUGCCAUUGUGAAUUUUAAUGAGUUCUAUGAUGAGUCUUAUGAAGGUGGGAGGGAAUAUCUGAGAGUUUUAAAUGAACUAGUAAGUGACUAUGAAGACUUGCUCAAUCAAUAUAGAUUCAAGGAUGUGGAAAAAAUAAAGACUAUCACUAGCACCUUCAUGGCAGCCUCAGGCCUCAACACACAAUCUAGGAUGGAAAACAAGCACCCUCACGCCCAUCUCUUUGCUCUCUUGGAGUUCUCCAUAGAGAUGCAGGAGGUAGUGAAAAGAUUCAAUGAGAGUUUGUUUAACUUUGACUUCAUUCUCAACAUAGGGUACAAUCAUGGUGAAGUCACAGCUGGUGUCAUAGGAACAACCAAACUGUUGUACGAUAUCUGGGGAGACACGGUUAACAUCUCCAGCCGUAUGUACUCCACAGGGGUGAAGGACAGAAUCCAGGUCCCAGAGGCCUCCCUCCAGCUUCUAGAGGAGAUGUUUGAGUUUGAAUAUAGAGGAACCAUUCAAGUCAAAGGAAAGGGAGAUAUGAAGACUUACCUUUUGAAAGGCAAGAAAGAUGAUGCCCAUUGGGAAUAGGCAUUACAAAGGCAUUGGUGUUUACUACAGAGUUUCAAUAAUUCUGUUGGACGAUGUAGUUUCUCUUUAUUUUGAUGAGAAUUGUGUAUAUAUGCAGGUUUUAGCAAUCAGUGCAAGAGGUACCACUGAACUCAAAUGAAAGCGUUUCAUUUUUAAUAUAUUGAUAAAUAUUUAUGAUAAAAGCUUUUGAUAUUGAAAGAAUUUCCAGAAUCUGUCAUUUCAACAUUUGGCAGAAUUUUCUACGGGUAGAUAGCUGGUUGAUCUCCAUGAACAAAUUGUUAUGAAGUUGUGGCAACCCUUACCAUAUUAUGUUUACUUAAUAGAUUGAAACUUUAUCCGACCUUCUCAAGUAAAGUGAAUUUUACUGAGACAGAUCAAUAUUGAUGCAUUUAAGAAUUGGAAGACAUGAUGUUGAAUAUCGUUUUCAAAAAUUUUGAUAUAAAUCAUUUUAAAGAUUAAUCUUUUCCCCACAUUUGACUUCUAUGUAUGAGAAUCAUUUUUAGGAAUAUGGUACAGAAAUUGAAGAAGUCUGUUCUUGGCUACUUGUUGUAGCUGGGGGUUUGGGGUAUUUUCAAAAUAUGUUAUGCUGUUGUAAUCUGAUGUUCUAGUGAAAUUUUUUCUGCUUUAUCUGGUCUGAUUAAAGUUUGUUUUUUUUUGCUGGGUUGUAUUGCCAUGUGAACUAAUGACCACUUAAUCAAUUUAGGAGCCAUGUGUUUUUAUUCUAUAAAGAUUUGCUAUUUUAUUAAUGUGUAUUGUAUUAUGUUGUAUUUUAAACCUAUUAGAAGAUUUCAUAAACCAAACUAACUGUUUCAAAACUGAAAUAUGUAGUCCAGCCUUCAAAACCAUUAUAGUACAUAUUCCAUAUAUAUUUUUUCUGGAGGAAAAUACUUGCAUUCACUAUACGAUAUAACACUAGAAAAACCAUUUAUUCAGAUAUAUUUAUGUCAGAUUCUGACCACUAAACCCAAGAGCCUUAUCAACAUACCAAAACCACUUUAUAUAUUGUAGUACGUUUUAUUUGAAAUUGUCUGCUGAAUAUUUUUUUUUUUUUUUAAUUUUGAGCUGAUUUUUGAUAAAAUCAGUGGGGAAGUGCACAGUUUAGAAAUGUUGUGCUUAUUUUUAUUAAAAUCAGUGGGGAAGCACACAUUUUUAAAACUGCUUUUUUGUUAGUUAAAAUCAGUGGGAAAGUACAUAUAUUAAAAUUCUGUGUUUAUUUUUGUUAAAAUCAGAUGGGCAGUGUACAUUUUCCAUCACAUGGGAUGAAUCUCAUUAACAUUAUAAAAGAUUAAAAAAAAAAAAUAGCAUUUAGUGCAAGUGCAUAAUACUUUCAACUAAUUCUUAAACAUGCUUUGAACUGAAAUCUUCCCAUUGUGGAAUAUUGCUCUCGUAGAAUUCCUGUAGUAAGAUAAUUAAUUGUCUGUUUUAUUCAUCUUUCAUCUGUUGCCAUAGAACUGUCUUGCCUGAGCUUCAACAUCAACAUAUCCUAAUUCUUGGUUUGCUGUGAGGAAAAUAUAUCCUAUGUCACUAGUUUGAACAGGUUACAUGGGACCACUAUUUUGAUUUAUGGAUUUUGCUUGUAAAUAUCUCAAUGUCUAAUAAUAUUUAUAUUUUUUGAAAGUGUCCUCAAUUGACUUAGUUUCAUUUUAUAUUCUGGAAUUUAGAAAUAAUUCACGUUUCAUUUUAUAUUCUAGAAUUUAGAAAUAAUUCACAUCUGCUGUUGCUGUCAUACAGUGUAGUUUUCUAAAUUAGAAAACUAGAUAUAAGAAUUAUUCAGUAUUGGAAUCAGCUCUACUUGUUACUGCUUUGUUUUAACAUAAAUUUACAAUUUUAUGCUCCCCUCCCCCCAAACUUGGGGGGGGGGGGUGUUUGUGGUUCUUAUUUCUGUCUCAGCACUGUACCUUUAACCUUUGGUCAUAGCAUUUGAACAAUGAUAUGUAGAAGAAACUGAGAGCUAUAUGACAAAUUAGGAUCAUUCAUGAAGGUCAAAUUAUCCACAUUUGAACGUCAUCAAACUCGAGGGCAUAUAAGUGUUACACAAAACAAUUUUUGAUUGAUGGAGAAGUCAUUGAGAGGCUAUAUUUGCUGAUAUGAAACAUGGCAAUGACUGUAUUUGCUGAUAAAAACAUGGCAGUAGAGAUUGAUAAAUGAAGAUCCAUAGUGUGGUAGUACACUGUACAUUAAAUUGAUAUAUAAGAUAGAUAUAGAGCUGAAAAUACAGUGAUAGGUGCUGUGUGCUGGUGUUAUAGAAUUCUGUAACAUUUCAUCAACAAUAUACUAGGGUUUUGUUAUAAAAUUCUGUAACAUUUCAUCUACAGUAUACCAGGGUUUAAUAUGUGCUUGGACUAAUUCUGAUGAAGGAUGUUUAAGCACAUUAUACAAUGUAGGAUACUUAUAUUGUUUAUUUUGGUUUUUAUGUAAGAAAUGAACAAAAUUGCUAGGAGAUAAAUAAGAACUUAUCCAGUCAAAAUUCCUGUGAAAUUAUUUCAAACACCAACUAAAAAAGUACAAAGUUCCUGUGAAAUUAUUUCAAACACCAACUAAAAAAGUACAAAGUUCCUGUGAAAUUAUUUCAAACACCAACUAAAAAAGUAAAGCUACUUCGUCAUAUGACAGAACUGUGUUAUUUCAAGUUUAUUGGUGUUGUUCCUUUCUGUUGUAAAUUGUAUUAGUCACAUGGCCGAUGGCAACCAAACGGUAUACAGACUAGGUUUAUCCUCUGUAAGUUUGUAAUACAUGCUGAUACCAUUCUAGUCACACUGUGUAGAUAUUACCGGGAACCAGUUUUAUUACAGAUCCAAUCUAUAGGAGAGAUAUAGGGAUGAGAAUGGAGAGAUUGGACUUUAGCUGUUGUCAAGUGUUACUUUUGUUGGACAAAAUAUCUCUGUUAAUAAAGAAAUUCAUGUUUAAUUUAUUUACUAGUAUUGUGUUAGAGAAUGCUUUGGAGGAGAUCGAACUGGUUUAAUAUAAACAGUGUUUGUGAUAUCGCAGUACUCGGUAGUAAGAUUUAAAUGUAUCCUGAAUUUUACUGCUGGCUAUUAGAUAAUUUUUAAGUUAUUUUCAACAUAAUAGAUGUGUAUAUGCCAAGGAUUUAACUACAAAGUGUAAAACAACUGAAAUGUAUAUAUACAUGUGUACUUAAUUUUAUUUCCUGGUAACUUUGGGGAGAAAUGUGUAACCUGAAACAGCAAAUGUAAGCUGAGUGGAGAUUUGAUAUAACUUCAUUAAAAUUGUCCAAUCUGGAAACUCUGCUUUCCAAAAUCUUAUUUAAAUCACACAUAUUUUGGCACCAAAAUUUGAAUUACAUUGAAUAUACUGGAUUUAGUCUAAUUUGAAAAUUUUUCCUUGCACCAAAUAUGUCCAGAUUAGACAAUUUUCACUCUACAAAUUUUGUACAAAACAGCAUUACUUGAUAUAUUCCAGCAGAAAAAGGAACAAUUUUAUGAAGGGUUGAGAUUUUAAUCUGUAGUCUCAUAACAGCACAUGUUUGAAGUGACAUCACACAAUGUAGAUUUUAUAUUGUUAUGCUUCUGAUAGGCUUUAGAAUAAAUUUUUAAAAUGUA
Molecule: messenger RNA, 7929 nt
Organism: Ostrea edulis (European flat oyster)
Lineage: Eukaryota; Metazoa; Mollusca; Bivalvia; Ostreida; Ostreidae
Product: adenylate cyclase type 9-like
Exons: 7
Coding region: 779-4369 (1196 amino acids)
Biological process (GO): adenylate cyclase-activating G protein-coupled receptor signaling pathway; intracellular signal transduction; cyclic nucleotide biosynthetic process
Molecular function (GO): adenylate cyclase activity
Source: RefSeq, a predicted model, not a curated record